CUGGGUGACUUUUGGCUGGGCGGAGCAGGGAAGGUGCGGAGACGAGCCUGUUUUGCGCAGGCGCAGUUGGAGGUCUACGCGUGGUGCAAUGUCUGGGCUGCAUGUUUCCCGAGUGCGGACCUUGUAUAGGCGCAUCUUGCAGUUACACCAGCUUCUGCCCCCAGAUCUCAAAGCCCUGGGAGACCAGUACGUAAAGGACGAAUUUAGGAGACAUAAGACUGUUGGUUCUGAGGAGGCCCAGCGUUUCUUGCAGGAAUGGGAGGUUUAUGCAGCAACAUUAAGUCAACAAGUUAAUGAAAACAGACAAAAUUCAACUGGAAAGGUGUGUUUCGGCACCUCCCUCUCAGAAGAAAAACUUAAUGACUUUCGUGAUGAACAAAUUGGACAGUUACAGGAGCUGAUGCAAGAAGCUACUAAACCCAACAAGCAAUUUAGUAUCGCUGAAUCUACAAAACCAAAACUUUAGGAAAUAAAAUGAUAAAAAACAUGUAAAUUUAUAUAAAAUUUAGAACCUUUGACUGCCAUUGACUGUUAAAAUUUUUUAUUGUGACUUUAAGAAUGCCCAAACUUUAUUGUUCUAGAUUAGUGAAGUAUUUUACUUUUGGGUGAUAAGAAUAAAAUAUAUGUGUCAGGUAGACAGUUGGAAAACUUAAUGGCAUUUUUGGAAUAAUAAUAUUUGCUGAAUGCAAUUAGUUUUCAGAUUAAAUAAGAAAGACUGUAAAGUAGACAAUCCUGAGAAUGAUUUUUAUAUAUUAGUUUAUUUUAAAUUCCAUUCUUACUUAAGCAUUUGCUUCAGUGCUAAUUAGUUAAGUUUAUCAUGGUAACAGUAGAUGUGUACUCCCACAAGUUUAUUAAAUAGAUUGUGAUUCUGAAAGUUUUAUCAUUUUACUUAAAUUAUAUGUGAUUAUUAUUCUGAAUUGUUUCUUCUCUGAAUCAUUGUUGAGUUACAGUGAAAGUAUAACACUAAGAUUGAGUGCUAUACUAUCAUUUGUAUUACACAUUAUACAAAGUAUAAUCUUUAUGCAGUGUUUAUAAAAAUGAGCCUUUAAAUUAUUUGUAAUUAAUUUGAGAAAUUGACUUUUUACCUAAUAGUUGGAGAGAUUAAAGACACAUAGCUUUUAUGUA
This is a messenger RNA of Cavia porcellus (domestic guinea pig), 1125 nucleotides long. RefSeq names its product succinate dehydrogenase complex assembly factor 3 (gene Sdhaf3). The record is from RefSeq and is a predicted model, not a curated record. Bases 89 to 466 code for a protein of 125 amino acids. Gene Ontology annotation, biological process: succinate metabolic process; mitochondrial respiratory chain complex II assembly. Gene Ontology annotation, cellular component: mitochondrial intermembrane space; mitochondrion. Lineage: Eukaryota; Metazoa; Chordata; Mammalia; Rodentia; Caviidae. The transcript is spliced from 2 exons.